Messenger RNA from Thalassophryne amazonica, 473 nucleotides. Its product is annotated as parvalbumin beta-like. The coding region runs from base 139 to 465 and encodes 108 amino acids. The record is from RefSeq and is a predicted model, not a curated record. Gene Ontology annotation, cellular component: cytoplasm; nucleus. Gene Ontology annotation, molecular function: calcium ion binding. Lineage: Eukaryota; Metazoa; Chordata; Actinopteri; Batrachoidiformes; Batrachoididae. The transcript is spliced from 5 exons.
AGGCUGUGGUGUGGAGCAAAUUUCUGGAUUUGAGGGCAGAGACGUCAGGUUUCUUCUCGAAGCUUCAAGUGAGAGUCACAGACCCGUAGGCAGCGAUCUGCACAUCCUCGGCUCAGACGGAAGCCUCCGCUCAGCGACAUGGCAUUUUCAGGGAUGUUGAGCAUCGAAGAUGUCAAGGCUGCGAUUGAGGCUUGUCAAGCUCCAGGGACAUUCAACUACAAAUCCUUCUUUGAGCAAGUGGGCCUGGCUGGCGUGUCCGUGGCAGAAGGACACAAAGUGUUCACCGUCCUGGACCAGGACAAAAGUGGAUACAUUGAGAUGGAGGAGCUGAAGCUGAUUCUUCAGAGUUUCUGGACGGGAGCUCGGGAGCUGACGGCGGCCGAGACCACGGCUCUGAUGGCUGCAGGAGACAAAGACGGCGACGGCAGGAUCGGGAGCGACGAAUUCUGUGAUCUCCUAAAAUAAGGACGAGC